This is a messenger RNA of Camellia sinensis, 3234 nucleotides long. The record is from RefSeq and is a predicted model, not a curated record. Lineage: Eukaryota; Viridiplantae; Streptophyta; Magnoliopsida; Ericales; Theaceae.
AUGGCAGAAAGUGCGGUGGCCUUCUUGCUUACAAAGCUUGGAAGCUUGAUUCAAGAAGAGCUGAAAUCGUUGGGUGGAGUUAAGGGAGAAAUUGUGUUCAUCGGAGACGAGCUGGAAAGCAUGAGGGCCUUCCUGAGGGUUGCUAAUGCAAUUGAAGACAGUGAUCCAGAGAUCCAAGCAUGGGUUAAGCAAGUCAGAGACGUCGCUCACAAUACCGACGACGUUCUUGAUGAGUUUAUGCUUCGCUUUGCUGAUCGUCAUCGUCAUCAUCAUGGAUUCUAUGGAUCUGUUUGUAAGAUCUAUUAUCAAAUUAAGAACAUGAAAGCUCGUCGUCAAAUUGCCUCUGAUAUAAAGGACAUCAAAACCAGAGUCAUCGAUAUUGCGCAGAGACGUCAGAGGUAUGGUUACAAAUUCAGUAACUCAGAGCAAGGCUCAAGCUCCAAUGUUGCAAACAAUGGAGGAUGUUAUGAUCGAAGAGGUGAUGCACUUCUACUUGAAGAAGAUGAUCUUGUUGGCAUCGACAAGCCUAAACAACAACUCAUUGAUUGGGUCCUUGAUGAUGCUGAUUCUCCACUCAAAGUGAUUUCGGUGGUGGGAAUGGGGGGCUUGGGUAAAACCACCCUUAUCAAGAAAGUUUAUGACGACAUGGAAGUGAAGAGACAUUUUCAAAACCAUGCUUGGAUCACUCUUUCUCAAUCAUUCAAGAUUGAAGAGAUCCUUUCAGGUUUGAUUCAACAACUCUUUGAUGAAGUUAGACGACCUCUCCCUCAGAGGUUUGAAACCAUGGACAGCAAUAAUCUGAAAGCAGUGCUCAAAGAGUUCCUCCAAGAAAGCAGGUACGUGCUCGUCCUUGAUGAUGUAUGGAGCAUUGAGGCAUGGGAUACUAUCAAAAUUGCAUUGCCAAACCGCAACUGUGGCAGCCGUGUGCUACUCACAACACGCAUCGGUAAUGUUGCUUCUACCUCUUGUAGAAAACCCCAUGGUUACAUCUAUGAAAUGAAAGCUUUGUCUGAAGAAGAGUCUUGGACUCUGUUUUGUAAGAAGACAUUUCAGGAGAAGGAUUGCCCUCCAUAUUUAAUUGAAAUUUCAAAAAGUACCCUGAGAAGAUGUGAGGGCUUGCCACUGGCGAUUGUGGUGAUUUCUGGGGUGUUGGCUUCAAAGGACCAGGGAAGAGUAGAUGAAUGGGAGUUGGUAAAUCGUAGUCUUGGUGCUGAAGUCGAAGGCAGUGAUAUGAAGAAAAUACUGUUGCUAAGUUACAAUGAUUUGCCUUACUAUCUCAAGUCUUGUCUCUUGUACUUGAGUAGUUUCCCAGAGGAUCAUUUGAUCGAUUGGAUGAGCUCAAUUCGAAUGUGGAUUGCAGAAGCAUUUGUGGAAGUAGAAGGAGGAAAAACACUAGAGGAAGUCGCUGAGGCUUACCUCUAUGAGCUCCUUAAUAGAAGCUUGAUUCAAGUAGCAAUGAGAAGGGAAGAUAGAAGGAUCCAGAAGUGUUGUAUACAUGACCUUUUGCGUGAAAUUAUUCUUUCAAAGUCAAAACAUCAGAACUUUCUAACGAUAGCAAGAGAAGGAAGCGUGAGGUGUCUUGAAAAUGCUCGACGACUAUCAAUUCAUAAAACCUUACCAGAUAUACCACUAGAAGGUAAGUGUUUCUCUCAACUACGUUCAUUGCUUAUGUUUGGGGUAGAUGAACCCAUAUCUGAGUCCUCCAUGCCUCUAUUGUUCAAUGGUGGGUUGAGGUUGUUAAAAGUUCUACACUUGAGAAAUGCUUCUUUGGAGAGAUUUCCAGGCAAUGUGGACAAGUUGUUCCAUCUAAAGUAUCUAAGCUUGAGAGGAACACAAGUGAAAGUGCUUCCAAAUUCGAUUGGAUUGCUUUGGAACCUAGAGACAUUAGAUCUUAAAGAAACUAGUACCAUAGUGAAAGAGAUAGGAAGGCUCACCCAAUUAAGGAGGUUGGGAAUUUUGAAGUUGAGAAGAGAAGAUGGGGUGGUUUUGUGCUCCUCCAUUGAGAAGCUAAGCAACCUUCGCUCAUUAGAUGUGAAGUCAAUAGAAGAGGAUGAGAUCCUUGAUCUACAAUCUUUAUCUCCAGCUCCUCAAUUUCUUCAACGACUAUACUUGAAUGGACGUUUAGAGAAGUUACCGGAGUGGAUAACUUCUCUUCAUGGCCUCACGCGCUUAGUUUUGUGGUGGAGCAAGUUAAGGGAUGAUCCACUGAAAUCCCUGCAAAAUUUGCCUAAUCUGGUUUUUCUCUCGCUUGUUGAUGAAUCAUAUGAAGGGGAGGGAUUGUGUUUCAAGGCUGGUAGAUUUCAGAGACUCAAGUACUUAGGCCUUGAAAACUUAAAAGGAUUGAGAUGGGUGACAAUGGAGGAAGGUACGAUGUCUCGACUUGAAGAACUAAUCAUCGUGAAAUGUGAAUUGUUGGAGGAGUUGCCCUCAGGCACUAAACAUCUAUCAAAUCUGAAACAACUUGAAUUGUCUGACAUGUCUGAUAAAUUAAUUUCAAAGUUGAAUCAAGCCGUACAAGAUGGGAAUUAUUGGAAAGGAAAACACAUUCCUAAAGAAUGGGGUAGUUCCUUUCCCAUACUUGAUUUCUACCAUGAAACUGUGAAACUACUUAGGAAGGGAUGUAGAGGGUAUCUGUGUUGUGUUUUGACUGUGACUCCUGAUAAUCCUACCAUAGAGAACAUCCCCGUAAUAAACGAAUUCCCUGAUGUAUUUCCAAAUGAAUUUCCCGGAGAUUUGAUUGAUAGGGAAAUUGAGUUUACUAUUGAUUUGACACAGAAAAAUAUACCAUUUGAUUGGAAUGAUCAACGGGAGUCACCCUUCCAAGAAUUGAAAACUAGACUGUUAACUGCACCAAUUCUGACAUUACCUAAUGGAACCGAUGGAUUUCAGAUUUACAGUGAUGCUUCGUACAAAGGCUUAGGAUGUGUGAUAAUGCAAAACGGAAAGGAAGACUACACAUAUGAGGAACAACUGAUCCAAAUUGUUAAUCGAAGAAUCAAAAGAUUGGGGAACAAAGAAAUUCCAUUAGUGAAAGUGGAUAGACAAAACCACAGAGGGACAUAUGCAACAUGGAAGAUAGAAGAGGUAGCUUGGUUUGUUUCCAUUAGACCCAAUAUUCUACCAAAAAGAAGGUUCCUCUAUGGAACUGACAAGUUCUCUGUACCCGACCAGAGAUUCCUUUGUGGAACUGACAAGUUAUCUGUUCCUGGUCCGAAGGUUCCUUUAAGGAAUUGA